Molecule: messenger RNA, 1176 nt
Organism: Prorocentrum cordatum
Lineage: Eukaryota; Dinophyceae; Prorocentrales; Prorocentraceae
Source: the annotation of a GenBank genome assembly
GUCUGGGCUUACACCGUCUUUAUGGCACCUGCGGUUGCCACGACUACCAUCACGAGCAUGAGGACGACCGUCAAGAACACCUUCCUCGAGCUGCUGGCCGACGGCGACGCCGAAGACAGCGCUGUCAGCGUGCCGCUGCGGCGGACCAGCUCCAGCCCCUGCCUGCUGACCUACGGCGCAGGGGCCCGCCAGAUCGCCGAUGACGUCUCCUGCCCGGACCUGGCGCCAGACGUGGAGAGCUACGACUCCGAGGACGACGACGUCUGCUGCCUCUGGAGGCCCGCCGGGCGCGCGCCGCCGGCGCUGCCGGGCCCCAGCGACCUCCUGCAUGUCCAGCCGUGGCCCUGCGCGCCCGCCAAGGAGGGGCCCGACUGCUGCUCCAAGCGGCUCCCCGGCCUCAGCGACCUCCUCCAGCUCCAGACCAACAGCAAGCCCACCACGGCAGCCACGGAGCCCACCCACACGCCGUUCGGCAGGCUGCUGGCGCUGCGGGGCCUCCGCUCCCCCGCCGCCGCCGCGGCGCCCGCCACCCGCACGCGCCUCAGCACCCGCGCGGCGGCCUUCGUGCCCGGCGCCCCGUCGCCCUGCGGCGCCCCCGCGGCGGCGCCCCGGCAGGCGCUCCAGCUGGCAUUCCCGCCGCCCGGGCCGCCGAGCGUACGGGAGCCGGCGGCGUCCGCGGCUGCCGCGCCCGCCGCGGCGGAGGCCCCUCUGGCUGCCGCUGGCGGAGGGUGUGCAGAGACCACCACGGUGAUGCUGAGGAACCUGCCGCCGUGCUACACUCGCCAGAUGCUGAUCGACCUGCUCGCGAAGAAGGGGCUUUCGCAGCAUGUUGACUUCCUCUAUCUGCCCAUGAACUUCCAGCUAUCGCAGAACGUCGGCUACUCCUUCCUGAACGUAACCAGCAAGGAGCAGACAGAGCGCCUGUUCGAAGUCUUCGAGAGCUUCCAAGACUGGGGGGUCGACUCGGAUCGGCUCUGCUCCGUGUGCUGGAGUGACACGCAGGGCUUGGAUGCGAACAUCGAGCGCUACCGGAACAGCCCAAUCAUGCGCAAGGAGGUGCCAGAUGAGUACAAGCCGACGCUACUCUCGAACGGGGUCCCAGUCGCGCUCCCGAAGCCCACCAGGCAGCUGCGUAGCCUCCGCUGCCGCAGAGGCCACGGCGUCGGCACGCAGUAA